AUGGCAUUAUCAGAUGAUAUCCUUCUGGAUCCAGCAUACUGGACUUCUGAUCGUCACAGGAUGGUGCAGGAACAGCUUAUGGACUUCCAAUCGACCAUGCAUGUAGCUACUAGAUCUGCACCAUCGGCUCCAAAAAAUGAGCCAAGCAGUGUCACAGAGCCUGAGAGUGACCCUGAGAUGGCACCAUCUGCAGGACCAGUCCUCCCCCCAACAAAGCCUCCAAAACUUGAUCCCAGCAGCAUUACAGAGCCAGAAAGUGACAUUGAAGACUUAUCUGCUGGACCAGUCCUCCCUCCAACAAAGCCUCCAAAAACCGAUGAUCCCAGCAGCAUUACAGAGCCGGAAAGUGAGGUGGCAUCUGCAGGACCAGUCCUCCCCCCAACAAAGCCUCCAAAAAUUGAUGCCAGCAGCGUUACAGAGCCAGAAAGUGAUAUUGAAGACUUACCCCAACUCUCAAUCAAGAGGCCAAUCAAAACUGAAAUCAAAACCAAUGAUCCCAGCAGCAUUACAGAGCCGGAAAAUUCAACUCUGAAAGUCCCUCACCACAAGGGAAUAAGUAGAUCACUGGUGUUGAUAGCAGCAAUGUGCAUAAUAUCUGAACCAAAGCAAAGAGGGACAAGCAGAAUAUGUUUUGGGUCAAACCCACAGAAAAUGCUGGGUUUUGAGAUGCCUGUCUUGAGUCAGGUGUGCAAGGACUCUGACAAUGGCCUUGUUGCUCAACUUAAGCAGCAGCUCACCAAAUUACAGCAUGCUGUUGCAAGUCUACAAGCCGAUAGACUCAGGCUUGUCAAUGAGAAUGCUGGUCUCAAUAUGACCUGCCAGACUUUACAAAAUGUCAUUGUUAAUAUGCAUGGCUCCACAAGCUUGGUGUCCUUGACAUCAUCAUCACCAUUAUCACCCUCAUCUGACACCUCGAGCACCAUUGCCGAUGAGAAACCUGCCCUUGUGGAUAGAAUAGUCCCUACAGAAUCCGAUCAAGAGCUUGACCGGAAGGACUACCCAUCUGUCAAAUCAUGGACAAGGAAAGAAUGGCAGGAACAGUAUCCAAAGACGACAUCAUCUGUACCUGGAACCUCUGGAAGCUCAUCUCGAGGAUCUGGGCGCAUGGCACAAGGCGUUAAUGUUGCAUGUACUUACUUACAGGACAAGAAAGGUGUACCUGUCUCAGCUCAACACACCAAGACAAUCUGGAACCUCAUGCUCUCGAGCUUCCGGGAACUUGACAGUCAAGGCCUCACACCAGAUUCUAUCGGCCAAGCGUCACUGCAAGUCUUAUGCUGGCUCAUCCACACACUACACAAGCAUUGUCCUGAAUUUUGUUUAUGUGCUGACAAUUGGAAGGUUAUGAAACUCAUGACUGACAAUUACUCACAAUGGUUCAACUAUCACGUCAAGAAGAAAACCAGCAAGCGCAUCAAGGCUGAGCAUGGAGAGAGUCUCCUGGACCUCUCAGACAACACUCUGCCCCCAGUUGCCCAGAAGCAUGCAGGUGAUCCUGACAAAGAACUCGAAGCCGAACAUAUGAAGAAGCAAGCAUGGAUCAAUGAGCCUGUCACUGAGCCUGCUAGUGAUGAAGCGCGUGAACCAACACCACCACCACACACCAACAAAGGGAAAGACAAAGAAGCAGCUGCUAUUGAGAUCAAAAACCCACUUUCUGACCUUGUAUUGAAACCUAGGCCCAAACCGGUCAUCAGGAAGCUCCCUUCCACUUCCAUUGACUCUCCAACUGCUUCAACUUCUGGAACCAACCUGAUUCUUGCGCCACCAUCAAACAAGUCUACACCUACUUCGACUGUACCAGAGACACCUUCAAGUAGUACUGACACAGCUUCCCUAGCUGUAAAGACUGAGCUUGUCAACCAAGCCAGUGCUGCGAUUGUGAUUGAGGAGAAGGCUAAUACCAUCAAGAAGCACCAGCCAAGCAUGAAGCCCAUGCGUGUGAGCUUCAAGAUCACAGCACACAAGGUUAACACUAUUAUUCUAGGAAUCUUUGCACCCUUGAUUGGCAAUCAAACAGCCAUCAGAAAGAACUGGCAAGCGUCUUUGCAACCUACUGGAACAGUCUAUCAAAGACCAACAAAGAGGUAUACAAGCGCAAAGCAGCUCUACAGCUCAACUCAGCUGGACCUACUGAAGGGAGUGGUGCCAGUGAUGAUGCAGAUGAGGAGUAAUGAGCAGAUACAUGGUGGGAUGGUGGUGGCAGGAUGGCGGGAUGGUGGGAUGGCGGGAUGGCGGGAUGGCGGGAUGGCGGGAUGGCGGGAUGGCGGGAUGGCGGGAUGGCAGGAUGGCAGGCGCGGGCACAAUGAUACCACAAGCAUCUAA
This is a messenger RNA of Suillus subaureus, 2325 nucleotides long. RefSeq lists its product as uncharacterized. The transcript is spliced from 11 exons. The record is from RefSeq and is a predicted model, not a curated record. NCBI's taxonomy places the organism in Eukaryota, Fungi, Basidiomycota, Agaricomycetes, Boletales, Suillaceae. Bases 1 to 2325 code for a protein of 774 amino acids.